AUGGACGCAUUCGAAUACAACGCAAACCCUGGCCGUGUCAUCUUCGGCAGUGGCACUCUACAGAAGCUCCCCGAUGAGAUCGCCCGUCUGGAAAAGAAGGCUCCUCUGGUGCUCUCCACUCCGCAGCAGGUCAGCCAUGCCGAGCGCAUCAAGGAGGUCCUGAAGGGCCAGGUCGCUGGUGUCUUCACGGAAGCGACCAUGCACACACCAACCAACAUUACGGACAAGGCUGUGGAGUAUGCAAAGGCGCAGAAUGCUGAUGUGGUUGUUUCUAUCGGUGGUGGGAGCACCAUCGGCCUGGGCAAGGCGAUCAGUAUCCGCACUGGCAUCUACCACAUCUGUGUGCCGACUACAUAUGCUGGAAGUGAAAUGACUCCGAUUCUUGGUGAAACGGCCGAUGGUUUGAAGAAGACUCGCUCCGAUCCCAAGAUCCUCCCUGGGACCGUUAUCUACGAUGUUGACCUUACCAUGACACUACCGACUGGGAUGAGCGCGACAAGUGGUGUCAAUGCAAUUGCUCAUGCCGUUGAGGCUUUAUAUGCCCGCAACACCAACCCCGUCAUCAACCUGAUGGCUCUAGAGGGCACCCGCGCGCUGGCCUCUGCUCUGCCAGAGAUCGUCGAGAACCCAUCGUCACAAUCAGCCCGUUCGCUAGCUCUCUACGGCGCAUGGCUCUGUGGAACCUGCCUGGGAAGCGUGGGCAUGUCAAUCCACCAUAAGCUCUGUCACACCCUCGGCGGCAGCUUCAACCUCCCCCAUGCGGAGACCCACACAGCUGUCUUGCCGCACGCGAUUUCAUACAACGCGCCUAACAUUCCUGAGGCGAUGAAGAAGCUGGCCGAAGUGCUGCCCGAGAGCAACGGCGAUGCGAUCCACGGGCUUAACGUCCUGCUCACGAAGCUAAAGGUUAAGCGCGGCGUCAAGGACUUCGGUAUGAAGGAGGAAGAUAUUGACAAGGCGGCUGAUAUUGCUGUCGGCAACCCGUAUUGGAAUCCUAGGGAGAUUCAGCGUGCUCCGAUCCGGGAGUUGAUUCGGAGAAACAAAAUGACUUCGGAAUUGGAGGCUGCGCCCGUCCUAUCUACCCCCGAUGAUCGAAUCCUCGAAGCAACGGACUCCGUCGUGCCCGAGGCAAGCCGCUCCCUGUCGGAGGAGGAACUCGCCAUCACUUAUGACAUCGAGCGCACGUUGAAGGAAAUACGCCAGGCGCGGUAUAAGCGGAUUGCACUCCAGUUUCCGGAUGAUAUGCUUCCUGAUGCACCACGGGUAUUUCAGUUGUUGAGUCGGGGAUUGGAGACUCGGGAUAUUGUGGAUGGCAAGAAAGACGAGGCGGAGGGCGAGAGCUCUACAACAAAUGGUCUGGCGGAUUCCGUAUCGCGACUUGAUGUUCAGGAUGCAGCUGAGCAGCCGCCAAAGCUCUACAUCUUGGCUGAUACAUCUUAUGGGACGUGUUGUGUGGAUGAGGUUGCCGCGGAGCAUGUCGAUGCGGAUGUUGUCGUGCAUUACGGCCGGUCAUGUCUAUCGCCAACUGCUAGGCUUCCGGUGAUUUAUGUCUUCACCCACAAGGAAUUGCAUCUCGAUCCGCUUGUAAAGGCGUUCAAGGCGACAUACCCGGACCCCACCGCGAAGGUGAUUCUCGCCGCAGAUGUGACCUACUCAGACCAUGUUCCAGAAGUAUACUCCAGACUGGCCCAGGAGGGAUACAGCAAUCUGUUUGCUACUGCAUUGCUCCAUGAUCCGUCGUCUGUUAUUCCUAAUCGCACCGUUCCGGAUUCGGUCAAGGAAGCCCCCGAGUCGCUGAUAGAUUGGCAACUCUUCCAUAUCUCCGAGCCACCAACUGCUCUGCUUAUGACGCUGGCGUCUCGAGUGGCAGCCAUCCACAUCUAUCCUACUGAUUCCCCGGCAGGCAGCGACGUCAAGCCUCUACCGGCGUCGACUUCCGCAAUCCUCCGCCGUCGCUACGCGAUCUUAACCCGGCUGAGUACGGUGCCUAUUUUCGGCAUCCUGGUCAACACGCUCAGUGUAAAGAACUACCUUCAUAUCGUGGAUCACGUAAAGCAGAAGAUCGCUGCAGCAGGCAAAAAGAGUUAUAUGUUCGUUGUGGGCAAGUUGAACGCAGCCAAAGUAGCUAACUUCAGCGAAAUUGGCGGCUGGGUCGUCAUUGGGUGUUGGGAGAGCUCCCUGGUUGAUAGUAAGGACUUCUGGAAGCCGGUCAUUACGCCUUUCGAGUUGGAGGUUGCUCUCAAAGGAGACGAUGAGCGGGUCUGGACAGGAGCCUGGCAGAGUGAUUUCCAGAGCAUCCUUGACCAGCCACCUGCAGGCUUGUCUAAUAGUGGAGAGGAGGCAAAGGACUCAACCGCAACCGCGACCGGUAACGAUAACCAGAACGACGAGGACCAAGACCAAAACCGAGAUCAAGAUGAGGACGAUAUGUCCGAACCCGAGUCUGCACCACCAGAGUUUGACCUCCGUACCGGUCGGUAUGUAUCCCACACGCGUCCGAUGCAGGAAUCUGCACCCAGCGUAUCUGCGCAGGGAGGAUCCAAAGCUGCAAAUGCAGCAAUCUCUGCGGCAAAUGGCCCGUCCGCAGCGCGAGCGCUCGCAAGACGGGCUAAGGGUGAUUUGGCCAUGAUCGGCGGGUCUUUCUCGCCAGGGGCGGAAUUCUUGCGGUCACAAAGGACAUGGACCGGUCUGGGAAGCGAUUUCAAUAGCGCAGCGAACAGUGUUCAAUAUGACGGCGAGGGGGAGGACGACAGCACACUGGUUGUGGAAGGGCGCAAGGGCAUUGCAAGGGGAUAUACAGUAGGAGAAUCCGUAGACAGGCAUUGA
Aspergillus versicolor CBS 583.65 is the source of this 2826-nucleotide messenger RNA. RefSeq lists its product as uncharacterized. Gene Ontology annotation, molecular function: maleylacetate reductase activity; metal ion binding; 2-(3-amino-3-carboxypropyl)histidine synthase activity. The transcript is spliced from 3 exons. Gene Ontology annotation, biological process: protein histidyl modification to diphthamide. The coding region runs from base 1 to 2826 and encodes 941 amino acids. Lineage: Eukaryota; Fungi; Ascomycota; Eurotiomycetes; Eurotiales; Aspergillaceae. The record is from RefSeq and is a predicted model, not a curated record.